CCAUCUUAACACCAACUGGGGAAACUAAACCGACCUUCUUAACCAAAUACAACAGCACAGCAUUUUUUUUUUAUGUUGACAUGGAGGACCAACUAAAACAUUCUUUUUGCCAUACCUGCUUGAGAACAGACAGUGUCAUAAAUAAGGUCAUAAAGAUGUACUGGUCCUUACGAAUGCCCAUAUGCAUACUGUUUUUAACCCUGUCUGCCUUCGAAGUGGCUUCAGCUGAAACGUUAUGCGGCGGAGAGCUGGUGGACGCGCUACAGUUUGUGUGUGAAGACAGAGGUUUCUAUUUCAGUCGACCAACUAGCAGGUCGAACAGUCGACGUUCUCAAAAUCGUGGGAUUGUGGAAGAGUGUUGUUUUAACAGUUGUAACCUAGCUCUUCUAGAACAGUACUGCGCUAAACCUGCCAAGUCAGAGAGGGACGUUUCAGCCACAUCCCUAGAGGUCAUCCCGGUGAUGCCCGCAUUAAAACAGGAGGUCCCAAGAAAACACGUGACCGUGAAAUAUUCCAAAUACGACAUGUGGCAACGAAAGGCCGCCCAGAGGCUACGGAGAGGCGUCCCCGCCAUCCUGCGGGCCAAGAAGUUUAGGCGGCAGGCGGAGAGAAUCAGGGCCCAAGAGCAACUGCACCACCACAGGCCUCUCAUCACGCUUCCCAGCAAGCUGCCGCCCAUCCUUCUUCCCACAGAAGACUAUAUCAGCCACAAGUGAAACCAGGAUCAUUUGCACAGAGUCGAUGAAAAAAAGACUAGGGGAUCAAAGCUUUUUUUGUCUCUGACGUCCUUUCUGUGGCAGUCCUCAACAACCCUUCUUCCUUCCCCACCAGACGUGCUCACACGCUCUUCCAGUUUCUAUUCUUGCUGUUUCAUUCACCAACAAAAAGUCACAUCACAAACGAAAGGAACGCAAUUCAGGUGAAGAAGCAAA
This is a messenger RNA of Sinocyclocheilus rhinocerous, 932 nucleotides long. RefSeq names its product insulin-like growth factor II. Gene Ontology annotation, cellular component: extracellular region. Gene Ontology annotation, biological process: regulation of muscle cell differentiation; positive regulation of insulin receptor signaling pathway; positive regulation of MAPK cascade. Gene Ontology annotation, molecular function: growth factor activity; protein serine/threonine kinase activator activity; hormone activity. Lineage: Eukaryota; Metazoa; Chordata; Actinopteri; Cypriniformes; Cyprinidae. The coding region runs from base 81 to 716 and encodes 211 amino acids. The record is from RefSeq and is a predicted model, not a curated record. The transcript has 4 exons.